Messenger RNA from Aspergillus novofumigatus IBT 16806, 564 nucleotides. Its product is annotated as oxidase ustYa family protein. The record is from RefSeq and is a predicted model, not a curated record. The annotation marks the transcript as partial. Lineage: Eukaryota; Fungi; Ascomycota; Eurotiomycetes; Eurotiales; Aspergillaceae. Gene Ontology annotation, biological process: mycotoxin biosynthetic process. The transcript is spliced from 3 exons.
GCACCAGUACAGGAUCUGGUACAAUAUGAGACUCGUGUCUUUGACUCUGGUUUUGGAAAACACACUACCAAAUAUAUGGGCCCACCUGAUGAGGAGAACAACAAGCAUUGGGAAGACCUUUACCAGGCUGGAAUAAGCAUGAUUCCUAUAGAUAAGGCGGCAAAGCUUCCUGUUAAGACAUACCCAAUUCCUGAAAGACCCGGGUAUUAUGUUAUUGGAAUUGAUGUUUUCCAUCAGCUACACUGCUUGGUAGGCUUCAAUUUCGAGAGAAUAUUAUAUAUGGAUAGAAAUGAGGAUAAAGAUAAAGAUGGACUGCAGAAUAUGGACCAUCUGGACCACUGUAUUGAUUCAAUACGGCAGAGCUUGAUGUGCUCCUCAGACAUUUCCACGAUUGUGUGGGUAUGGGACUCUGCAAGUCACAAAGCAAGGCCCCAUGCGAACGUCACUCAUACCUGUCGGGAUUUUGAGGCAAUUAGACAAUGGUCUUUGGAGCAUCGUGCACCGGUAUGGAAUCGGUCUAUAUUCGUUCCGGAUCCGUUGCGUCAAGACUCCGCGCAAUACUAA